AUGGUGCUCGCAGAAGUAGAAUUAUUCGAAGACGCAGUUCCCUUGGUUCGUAGCUGUCCAGCCCUCAACGAAAUUCGCCUUUCGGGAGACUUCAAAGACCUCAGCAUAGAGGUAACGGUUACCGUUCUUUACACGAAAAUUUGUGCAUGUUUGUUAGGUAAAGCACGGCGCUAUUUUCAAUGCCCAUCGAAUAAUACUUGCGGCUCGUAUUCCGUCAUUGCGAGCUGCUCUCAGUGGCGCCCUCGGGAAGGCUAAAUCUGUCCUAAAUUGGUCGACCAUGUCUCUAAAGUAAACUCAUCCUCCUUUCUCUGAGUUUGCUCACUUAUUAUGCAUUUUCUAGCCUCGCCAAAUCAGUCAUCCAGUAUGUUUAUACGGGGCAGUUGGAAAUGACGCAGACGAAUGUGAUGGGCGUAGUGCUGUUUGCGAAAAUGGUGAAACUGUCUGAUCUGGAGAAUCGGGCAGUGCAAUUCAUGGCCAACAGGUAAAUAUGUGUCGGCUUUUUUCUAUCUAACUGUCGGCUGUAAAGAGUGAAUUUAGAAAAUCUGGCAACUACAUGGGACUUUGCCAAAUCUAUGUGCAUUGGAUCCCUGAUGGAGAUUUGCCUGAAUCUGAUGAACGCGCAGUUUAAAAGUUUGGUAUCUAGUGACGUCUUUGUUCGCCUGCCUGCUGACACCGUGCUGACUUUGCUGCGAAAUGAUAGUCUGCCAGUCGACUCUGAGGAGGACGUUUUUAUGGCCAUUUCAAGUUGGGUGCGUUCUGGCGGUAAGGAGGCCGACAACGAGAGGCUGAGUGUGCACGCUCCAGAGAUGUUAAAGGAGGUUCGUUGGAGUCAGACGACUCUCCAAUUCCGCAGUCGUCUAGUGGAUAGUCAUCCAAUGUUUCAGGAAAGCAACAGCUGCCUGUAAGUACAUGCUGUUCCCGUUCGUCAUUUAUUUCUAAUGAAAGUCGCUUUAUGACUCAGGUGGAGCGGUGGAUGAGCUGCGCAGACAGGGACACGACUCCGUGUCCCUUCAACCGACGUUGGAGGCCGCAUCCGACGAUCUUCGUAUUUGGAAGGGGCAAAGGUCAGGACAGGUGGUCUGUUCUGCGUUUCAAUUCGCGGCUGGAAAAUGAAGAAAGGGUUGCUGACAUGGAGAAGCAUGAAUACGCCUCCUGCAGUGUCGUGGGCGGUGAGUUGCCUAACAGUUACGCUCCCCCUCUUCUGCGCACCUGCCUUGUUUUCCUCUUUGUCGAAUUUGACCAUUUGGUGCCUGUUUUGGCAGAAUUUUAACCCACACACACACGCGCAGUAAUAAUAGGGGGUUUUGAGGUUAUGGCGUUGUCUACUUGCUCCCGUGGAAUUCCAUCAAAAUUAGCAAACAGGAAAACCGACGUAACUUAGCCUGGCCUGUCCCGACGCGUUUGCUUUUUCCGUCUUUAAUUUACCCAACCGUGUCUCCACCUUGAAUGGUUUGGGUCCGUCACUGGCGGCUACUCAACUGGGGGACUAGUCCAUCCACAUCUUUUUGUCUGACGACGAUAUUACCCUCUUUUUGCAGCAGUUGCACUUCUUCCCUGUCAACUGCACGACCCUGUUUUAGUAGACCUUACAUUGUAUUUUAUCCUUCAAAGUCUCCUGUCAUCCACCUCAUACAGGCACUUUAUUAACAUUUUUUUCUACCCCGUCCCACGGAAGAGAGCAUUUUCGUAAUUGGAGGAGACACUGCGCAGGUGAACAACUCAGCGAGCGUCGAUGAGUUUCUGGUGGGAGAACAGUGCUGGCGCAAACGGCCGCCCCUCGCUGUUGGACGCUCGUACCACGCAGCCGCUGUCGUAAGGGAAGCCGGAGGGAAGGCGCUUAUCGGAAUUUUCGGUGGACGCAGUGACCAUGGACGCCUUUCCUCUUGUGAAGUCUACGACGUCAGUCAGGAGAGGUGAGAUCACACUUGUCUUAGCGUCUCUUUGUUGUCCUUUUAUCUUACAAAAUUCUCCUGUUUUACCUUCUCACUCGUCUCCUUCCCGUUCCCACUACAGGUGGUUCAAACUGCCCGAUAUGCGAGAGAAGAGGAGCGCCACAGCUGCAGCCUGUCUGCCCGGCGACAACCGAGUCUUCGUUUUUGGCGGUCGGAAUGACUCCUGCUGGCUGCCUUCCAUGGAGUUCUGUCAUUUGCAAGCAGACUGGCUAGAGAGCGCGGCCUCAGCCAGCACGCAGGACUUCUGGCAACCAGCCGCACCCAUGAGAACUGCACGAUCGGCGCUGGCAGCGACCCACUUUCGGGGCAAAAUCAUUGUCGCCGGGGGAUAUGAUGGUGAGAAGGAUCUGGACGUGGUGGAGAUGUUCUUACCACCGGACGCCAGGUGUCCCCAGGGCCAAUGGACAGUGCUGGCCGGCAUGAAGGAAACCCGCUGGUCAUUCACGCUUGUCCCCUCCACCGACGCCGUAUAUGCUUUCGGUAAUGAUGCCUCCUCCUGCUCCUCCCUUGUUCUACACUGA
Molecule: messenger RNA, 2473 nt
Organism: Spirometra erinaceieuropaei
Lineage: Eukaryota; Metazoa; Platyhelminthes; Cestoda; Diphyllobothriidea; Diphyllobothriidae
Source: the annotation of a GenBank genome assembly